AUGGAGCCUCCGUCUGAACCAAACGAUGAAUCAUCCGAGAAUACAUCUCUUGAAAGAAUGAAAAGAAUGAUGCCGGAGUUCCUCGCAAGUAGAAUUGAUGAAAUCCUCUUGGAAAGGAUCUAUAAACUCUACAAUACAUCCCGCAACGAAGCGACUCGGGUUACCAAUGCACUCAAGGACCAAGCAUUUGUCGCGUACAAUGUGUCAAGAUCACAUUCACAAAGCCUUUUGACCUCCCUGGAUCAUCAUACCAUCAAUUCCACAUGGCCAAAAUCAAUAGGUCAGGCACCAUGGAACAACCAUUCGGAAUGGUUCCGUCUUUCUGCAGGAAACACCUCCGAUUGGUUGAGUUUUCCAACAUCAGGAAACAAUUUGACGGCAACCCUAGCAGAAGCCUUCAAUACUUCACUUUAUAGGUCUGCUUACCAAGCAUGUAUAACUUCUCGAGAUGGACUGCAGUACUAUGUGAACAAGACCGCUCACUGGUCUCAGGAGUUGGAUACAUCUCAGGAUUCCAUCAUUGCAGGGCUUGGUUUCUUGGCAGUCGUCAUCAUUUGUCUCGUUGUAUUUGGGUGGCGAAAGGUGACGAAAAGGCAAAACCUCCAGUUUGAUGACUCGGCCAAAGACUGCGAUCGUUCAUUUGAAGGUAUGAGGGUAUUGCGGAAUACCAGGGAUCGGUCGUCUACAAAUGACUUUUUUGGGAUGCAUCUUCGCGAGCGGGGAAAUAGCUCGGGUGAUUUCAGCCGCGGUAGUGGGCGUAGAGGAACAUCGAUAGAUGCGCCUCCUCCAAUUAGGCGAGAGAGGGUCGGAAGCAUGGAUAUCUUUUACUCCAGAAGAAAUUCAGCUGAAAUUUCGAAUCGUCGCUUGAAUACAAAUAUGAGCACCGGCUCCAGAAACGUUCGAUCGCCCGUGUCACCUCAGGAGUACGUUCGUUCACAAUUGACAUCAGAAGAGAACGAAGACGAAGGCUUCCUUUAUGAUGAAUUCGGUCUCGUUACAAUGUCCUUUGAAGUGGUCUAUUACGGUCCGGGGCAUACUGCGUUAAAGUACUCAGCUUUGUCGCCUCCAAAAGACUGGGCUGAAGCAUCGCGGCAGAUCAUUCCACAUGAGAUCGGAACAGUGCUUCGUCGGAACAUAUUCCUCGACGUUAGUAAAGCAAAUAUUGCUGUAAAAGAACCAACAUCGGAAGGUCAUUGGGAAUACGAGCUCCCAAUCAAUGAUUCUUCGGUAUAUGUUGUACCCCCUGCUGGAGGAGGAGUUAUCAAUCUUUAUGAACGGGGUACACCCAAAGAAAAAUGGAAAGAGUAUACUUUUCAGUCUUGCAAUGUGGCUGCUCAAUUUCAGCUGGAUGUACUAGCGUACCAAGUCCUUGGUCAAACCUUGCGGAGUAUAUUUGAAGUGCUCUCGAUUGUACAUCAAGGGUCAAUGGCUUCAGAUUAUACCGAUUAUGUGCUUCAUGCGAGUCAAGUUGUAGAGGAGAACGAUGAAGCCGCAAAAUCAGAUAAUCAGGUCGAGAACGGGGGCUGCAUUGCUUGGGAUGACGCCAUGCGUGCAUUGAGCAGCAUUCCGACUAUUCGAAUUGCCCUCGAACGAGUUUGGCUGAAUCAUCGAUCACCUGUCAGAGUGAGCAUUGACGCGAAGGGCAAGCGGAAAGAUGUACCUGCUGCAGCGGGUGACGAUAGCAGAUACAUCAACGAUGCUUAUCUUAACAGACGUGUUUUACUUGGUCCCGUGGACUUCUUCCGGCUGUUUGUUCCAGCGCUUCCCCAAACAGCCAUUCCGCAAAUCGAGUCAAAUGCUGUUCGAAUGGAGCAACUGCUAAGCUGGAGGAAACGCGCGGCGCGAGCUGCAGUUCUUGUCCGAGCAUAUGCGAUAUCUCGACGUGUUGUAAACCAAGGAUGGACAUUGCCGCUAUCAGAUGGAGAUGAAAACGAGGCCCUGACGCGACGGCUUGCUUAUGACGACAACGACGAUAACAACAAGAGAGACUCGAGAGUCAAGAACGAAUACUACGAGGCAUCUGUAUCUCGAGAUGUAUUGUGCCAUGUGCGCCCAUUCGACUUUUUCAGCAAGGGUGGUGUCGGUAGCUUUGAAAAGUCGCUUGUAUUGAGUCCGUAUCAAGCUUACUCCUUAGUUGGGAUGCAACUUUUCAAUUUGCCGGAAGGACAGAGUGACGAUGCCGUAUUCAGUGCAACGCGAGAUCCGGUUGAAAUGUUCCCAUCGCUGGCAACGCUGAUCUCUGGAAACCCCGAGCUAGAUUUUUUCGUCACAUCUCAUUUCAACAUGAUGAAAAGACGCCUUUUUGUUGGCUGUUUUGUGCGUUCCCUUCCAAAAGGAAUCGACCCUCAAUUCGAUACUGUGAUGAAACGCUUCUCUGAGGGUUCAAAGGAAAUUCGGGACCGAAAACUUCACAUGAUGGUCCAACUUGGCCAACGAUCCAAUAUUUCUUACGGAGGCCGAUUGGCACUUCGGUUUUUGGCAUUGACUUUGAGGUUCAGGAGGGGUAUCAGUUCUUCGCUUAGCCUCGAGGCUACGAAAGAUCGUUCCCCAUUGCCUUCGUUGCGACUGUCUGAUUAUACGGAAACGCAUCACUUUGGGGGUGCACUACAGCAGAAUCCUGACUUACCAAAGAACUACGUAUCCAUGACAGCAAAGGUCGAUAAUAGGUUCCUUCCAAGUUCCAUCUCUUCGCUUCUUUUCCAGAUUGUGGACGAGAGGCUGAACGCCAGGGCCAUGGAUUUCACAGUAGUCCUCGAAGGCGAUCAUGAUGAUGAACUCCCAGAACGAGCUCUUUGUUCAAUGAGGAUAGUCCAUUUGAGCUCGGAGACAGUUGGGAAGACUCUGUCCCCGAAAGAUGUCGCGGAGAUAAGGCUCGCUAAACCAGAUUCUGAUAUUAUCGAGCCAAGUCUUAAACGAUGGGCUAGGCAUUCGCUUCACAACGCUAUGCUAAUGUUCUCUCCGUCCGGGGACAAAAAGAAAAAAAGAUCUGGACUCAAUGGUGCAUCUUCUAAGUCCAGAUCAAUUGAUCGUCUGAGGAUAGAAGAUUGCGACAACCCAUUGGAUCUUGCUGCGAAUGAUGUCGUAGAUAUAUUGCUUGAUCUUGACAUUCCAAUUCAAAAUGGAAAACGGAACACCACAGCACAAUGGACUAGUCGAUCGGAUGUUUCGACUGUAUCGGUUCUUAGCUACUUCGACCGACAUGAUAUCCAUAGGUUUCUUCGUUCGACAGAAAUGGAUGUGAGAGACACUGCGCUCCGGCUGAUUGACACAGCAUCAUGGCGCGGGAAAACCUUUCCGAUCGACAAGAGAAGCUGCAGGAUUGAGCUGCAAAGCGGCCAAAUAUUCGAACAAGGACUGGAUGUCCGCGGCAAUCCCGUAGUCUACUUUAGAAAUCUUUGCCUGGGACCAUGGAGAGGCGAUGUAGAUGCCACAGUUACUGCCAUGAUCCAUCGCAUGGAUGAAACUUUAUCGGCCGUUCAUGACAAGAACCCAAGCGCAAAAAUAACAUUGGUGAUUCUCAUGGGCAGGCCAGUCGAGGCCUCGGAAUAUGACGACUCCUCAUCGGAAAGCAGUGACGAUGAUGUGGACGAAAGUGGAGGUAAUGAGAACCCCUCGCAAGAGAGCGCGGACGAAGUACACCCAACCGAGGUGACUGUUGGGGAUGUCAAUCCACGUGUAGCAGCAAACGAAACGUUCCAGCUACACACAAGCAAACAGGUUUACCAGAAAUUCUUUAGCCUAUUUGCGGCCCAUUAUCCUGGGCGCUUGGGUGUAGCAGUGAUGGUACCUGGCAAGGGCAAGAAUUACUAUUAUUCCACCACGUUGCGGCGAAAGACUAUACUGAAGAAGCUCGUCCCUCCCAAAGCGCUGCGAAUGAAAUUUCAAUUUGUUGAUACUUUUGCGGAACUAACACAAUUUGUCCCAAGAGACGAGUUGGUCUCAAUUGUGGGAGGCCCGGUCCCGAUCAAAGCCAGUGCUUUUGGCUGUUAA
Molecule: messenger RNA, 3990 nt
Organism: Cylindrotheca closterium
Lineage: Eukaryota; Bacillariophyta; Bacillariophyceae; Bacillariales; Bacillariaceae
Source: the annotation of a GenBank genome assembly